AUGGGUCCCAGGGAACAGCCCCGUUUCUCACCUGGCCUCUGGUGCUUGCUUGCAGGGCCGGAGGCGUUCUGCGACUUCAACGGCAAGAAGUACAGCCCGGGGGAGAGCUGGCACCCGUACCUGGAGCCGCAGGGGCUCAUGUACUGCAUCCGCUGCAGCUGCAACGAGAACACCAGCAUCAGGUGCUCCCGGAUCCAGUGCCCGGCGCUGCCGUGUGCCAGCCCCGUGACGGAGCCGCAGCAGUGCUGCCCGCGCUGUCCCGAGCCCCCGUCCCCGUCCGGGCUGCGGGCGCCCGCCAGGUCGUGCCGCUACAACGGGACCACGUUCCAGCAGGGAGAGAUGUUCAGCGGCAGCGAGCUGUUCCCCGGCCGCCAGCCCAACCAGUGUGUGCAGUGCAGCUGCUCCGAAGGCCAGAUUUACUGUGGCUUGGUGACCUGCCCCGAGCUGCUGUGCUCCUCUCCCUUCAGCGUGCCAGACUCCUGCUGCCAGGUCUGCAAAGAUAGCUCCCUUGAGAAGCCCUCGGAAGAGGAGCCCCUGCAGUUAAACAGAGGUGUUAGACAUUCCCAGGAUCAGUGCUUGGGAGAGGUGGUGGGCAGGAAGGCCCCUGGAGCCACCGUGUCCACGGCUCUCAGCUCUUCCCUGGAGCUGAUUCCCAGAAGCUUCAAACCCAAGGGAGCAGGUGGCACCACUGUCAAGAUUGUCUUGAAAGAGAAGCACAAGAAAGCCUGUGUGUACAACGGGAAGACCUACUCGCACGGCGAGGUGUGGCACCCCGUGUUCCGGCUCUACGGCCUGCUGCCCUGCAUCCUCUGCACCUGCAGGGACGGCGUCCAGGACUGCCACAAGCUCACCUGCCCCAAGGAGUACCCCUGCCAGCACCCUGAAAAAGUGGAUGGGAAGUGCUGUAAGGAAUGUCCAGGGGUUCCUUUCCUGCUGGGAAGGACCGUGGCCAUCGAGAGGGAGCUGGCAGAGGAGGUGGAAAUCUACAACUGGAAGCUGAUUAAAGGAAUAUUCCAUCUGAUCCAGACCAAGAAGAUCAGCAAGCAAGAAUUCAAGCAAGAGGCACAAAACUUCAGGCUGAUCACCAGGACAAACGAAGGUCACUGGAACAUCUUCCGAGCGCAGACGUCGGAGCUGAGGAUGACGGAGAGCCCAGAGAAGGAGACAAAGACCUUGUAAAGCCGAGAACUCUCCUCUAGCUAUCGAUUUAUCUACACACAGACACACAUACACAUAUAUCCCAACUCCAGAGCUGCAUUACUCAGUAGACUGGCACUGCAAUACAGGUUACACUAGUGGGAAUUCCAGCGACUCCAGAGAACCAUCCCAACCCCAAGCCAUCGGAGCCACAGCCGGGCAGGUGCCUCCCUCCCGCUGCCCAGAGGUGUGGGGUGAGCACAGGGA
This is a messenger RNA of Zonotrichia albicollis (white-throated sparrow), 1404 nucleotides long. The record is from RefSeq and is a predicted model, not a curated record. Lineage: Eukaryota; Metazoa; Chordata; Aves; Passeriformes; Passerellidae.